UGUGGGUUCCACAGAGUCCUCCGUUUUUCCUUGGUUUCCUGCCAUAUCUUUCAACAGACUGACCAAUCCAUGAGAGUCACUACACUCAGACGUGGAACUCUGCGACAUUCUCCAAUGUUAUGUGAAGUCAAUAAGGAAACCUCCGUCCGCCACACCCACGAAAAUAAUAAUAAACACGAAGAAAUUGGAACUUGCAAAUCUCGGAAGAGCUUUAUGAUAGGAUUUACUCAACCUUUGCGUCCCGUUAGCAAUAAUAAUAAUAAUAAUAAUCGUUAUUCAUAUUCCUGCUUUGCAACUACCAGUACUUGUUCCAGUUUCAUCUCAUACCGAAAUGUAUCUUUGCGAACUCAAUUUCGGGUACCUGUUUUUCCUUUUGUUGUGUUGUGUAGUGCCAAUUCUUUUUAUGACUUUAUGGUGGAACCUGUUCCUGGAGAUGAACUAGCACGGACUAUCAGCUGCAACGGAAAAGUUUCAUUGAAAAGUCUAGUAGCAACAGGACUGGUGGAUGGAGCUGCAAGGAUUCAGGAAACAAAACCUGUUGCUACUGCUGCCUUGGGACGAACACUUAUCUGUGCUCUGUUACUAAGUGCCGGAAAGAAGAGCGAUGAAACGGUAAAUAUAGAAUUCCGAGGAAGUGGUCCUUUGAGGACGGUAGUUGCCGUUGCAGAUGGUUUGGGUCAAGUUCGAGGUUAUGUAGGUGACAGAAAUGUGGAUCUCCCACCAAACAGAAAAGGCAAGUUGGAUGUCAGCAGAGCAAUAGGUGAAGGGAUAGUAAGGGUUACUAGAAACCACUAUACUUGGAAGCAGCCUUACCAAGGUCUCACACGUAUUGUUUCUGGUGAAGUUGCCGAGGACAUUGCCAACUACCUUUAUCAAAGUGAACAAAUUUUCUCUGCAGUGGCUGCAGGAGUUUUCGUCAAACCAGAUGGCUCAGUUUCUGCUGCCGGAGGUUAUUUGGUGCAGUUGCUUCCGGGAGCUUCAGAAGAAACUCUAAAAUUAUUAGAAGAAACACUUUAUUCAUUAGAGUACAGUCCAACAGAAAUGAUUCGCUUAGGUAUGAACUCCACAGAUAUCGUGAACAAACUUGCAGAAGGAUUGAAUAUUCAACAAGUUCAUAAAAGUAGACCUUUGUAUCGUUGUCAUUGCAGUAUCGACCGCGUUGAAAGAACUGUUGCUCUGCUACCAAAAGAUGAAAUUGAUCAACUAGUUGCAUCCAUUGGUACAUUGCAAGUGAAAUGUGAGUUUUGUAAUCGAACGUAUCAAUUGACGCCUCCCGAAAUAGAACAAAUCUAUCAAGACAGAAAGUAAAUGAUCUGUACAUUGUUUGCUUAUGUA
Molecule: messenger RNA, 1335 nt
Organism: Galdieria sulphuraria
Lineage: Eukaryota; Rhodophyta; Bangiophyceae; Galdieriales; Galdieriaceae
Product: molecular chaperone Hsp33
Exons: 1
Coding region: 70-1308 (412 amino acids)
Biological process (GO): protein refolding
Cellular component (GO): cytoplasm
Molecular function (GO): protein folding chaperone
Source: RefSeq, a predicted model, not a curated record